This is a messenger RNA of Diprion similis, 2271 nucleotides long. It is a transcript of the gene Nopp140, whose product is annotated as nucleolar protein dao-5. Gene Ontology annotation, cellular component: nucleoplasm; nucleolus. The coding region runs from base 45 to 2105 and encodes 686 amino acids. The transcript has 5 exons. Lineage: Eukaryota; Metazoa; Arthropoda; Insecta; Hymenoptera; Diprionidae. The record is from RefSeq and is a predicted model, not a curated record.
UUCAAUGCGCUCCGAAAUACGCCAUCUCUUCGCACGCGUCCAUCAUGGCCUCCACAGACGAUCCGACGAUCUCCGCGCUCGUUUAUGAUUAUUUAUUGAAGAAAGACACAUCUUUGGCGAAAGUCUUUCAGAAAAAAACAAAAGCGCCUGAACUUGCAAAAGGCUCUCCGACAAUACUGCAAGUAAUACAGCAUUUUCAAAAGAAUUCGUCAAAAAAAGUUAAUGUCAAAGCACAAAAAACAAACAGCAGUUCAGAUUCAAGUUCGGAGAGCGAAGAUGAAGCGCCUAAAAAAGUUCCAAUAGUUAACGGCAAAGCGCCAGCAACAAAAAAACCAGAAAUCAAAAAGCAAGAGAGUUCAUCGGAAGAGUCUUCUAGCGAAGAUGAAAAACCGGCUGUCAAAGUGCCCCCGCCUAAAGCUGUGGCGAAAAUAACACCUGCCGCUAAAGAAUCAAGUUCAGAUGACAGCUCGUCAGAUGAAGCUCCAGCACAAAAGAUUCCCACAAAAACAAAACCAACCCCAGCUAAGCCAACUGCCAAAAAAGCUUCUUCCAGCGAUGAUUCUUCAGACUCUGAAGAAGAUUCCAAAACACAAGUGGUGCCCAAGCCUGUGGCUAAAGCUGGAGCUAAAGUAAUCCCUGCAAAACAAGAACCCUCGGACGAUAGUGACGAUAGUAGCGACGAUGAACCUACUGUUAAAACAGUCGCCAAACCUGCAGCAAAACCUGCCGCCAAAUCCGCCGUCAAACCUGCAGCUAAACCUGUGGCAAAACCAGUCACGAAAACAGCUACUUCUAGCGAUGAUUCGGAUGAUUCGUCAGAAAACGAAAAACCAGCAGCUAAGACUCCAAGCAAAGUUACACCUGCGGCAAAGGCUACUCCUAUAAAAGCAGCUAAAAAAGAAGAAUCUUCAGAUGACUCUUCCGACGACGAUGAGCCUGCUGUGGCCCCAGCUGCUAAGGCGGUAGCUAAGCCAGCCGUGAAAGCAAAAUCAAGUAGCGAAGAUUCGGAUUCAUCUGAAGACGAGAAACCUGCACCUAAACUAAUCACCCCUGUUAAUAAGGCUGCCAAACCCGUUGUUAAGCAGGCUAAAGAGUCUUCGAGUGAUGAUAGCAGCAGUGAUGAAGAACCACCAAAAAAGAAGGCUGCAGCACUUCCAGUUAAACCUGCGGCAAAAAAAGAAUCAUCUAGUGACGAUUCUGACGAUUCAUCAGAAGAUGAAAAACCAGCACAGAAAGUUGCCGUAAAAUCCACACCAGCUAAAGCUGUUGUCAAACCAGCAGCUAAGAAAGAGUCCAGCGAUGACUCUGACGAGUCUUCAGAAGAUGAGAAACCGGCAUCGAAGCCAACUGUCCCCAAAGUUGUAGCUGAAGAAGAAUCCAGUUCGGACGAUAGCGAUGAAGAAGAAGCACCCAAACCAAAAGCUACUCCAGCUAAGCCCAACAAAAGAAAACACCAAAAUAACGAUAACGAUGAAGGCAAUGAUGACGAUACAGAAGCAACACCAGUUGCAAAAAAACAAAAGGACAAUUAUAGCAAUUUUGUAAAGGCUGGUAACAACGUAAAUGGAGAUAAGAAAAAUACACCAUUCAGACGCGUAAAGGAUGACGAGAUCGAAGUGGAUCCACGAUUGGGGAGUAAUGCAUUUGAAGCUAAGGAAGAGGGUGAGGAAGAUGGCCAUACCCCAAGUAACGGUAACUUCAGGGGUGGAAGGGGAGGUUUAGGUUUCCGUGGAGGAAGGGGUGGCGAUAGGGGUGGUCGUGGCGGUUUCAGGGGCGGGAGGGGUGGUGAUCGUGGAGGCUUCAGAGGGGGUAGAGGUAGCUGGGGUGACCGAGGAGGAAGAGGCGGCGGCCGAGGAGGGGGUGGCAGAGGAGGCUUCGGAGAUGGUGGCCGAGGGGGUGGUGGCAGAGGAGGCUUCGGAGAUGGCGGCCGAGGGGGUGGUGGACGAGGGGGAGGUGAUUUUAGAAAAUCUUGGGGAGGUGACGAAGGUGGUCGAGGCGGCGGAAGAGGUGGGGGCUUCAGGGGCGGCAGAGGGGGUGGUUUUGAGAAGAGAAGUUCAUUUGGAGAUGCACCCGCUCAAAAUAAAAAAAUCACUUUUGACGAUUGAUUAUAGCGGUUUUUAGAGAUAAGAAAGGUUUCCGAGGUUCCUGGGGAGAAAGAGCAAAUCUGGACCUGAAACACACCAGAGGGAAAUCGUUCCGUCAUGAGAAAACUAAAAAGAAACGUGGCAGUUAUCGUGGUGGUCAAAUAGACAUGACUGUCAAUUCCAUUAA